CAGCUGCUGUGUGACAGCUAUUGUUCAAUCCGUCACAUCUAAUGGCAUUUGAUAGCGAAAAGAUUGCUUAAAUUCAUACAAUUCGAGUAACAUGUGAUAUUUAUCAUGCAAGCUCCUUUGUGAGCAGUGACUAUAGGACUACCUUUUUAUGUAAAUGAUUCUCUGAGAAAGGAUCAUACAAUGUUUUCUGCUAUUAAAAGGCUAGCUGGUAAGUCCGAAGGUAUUGGCAAUGUAUCUCCUAGGCCAGCCCAUCAGUCUAUGCCAACAAAUUUACAGAGAAAGUUUUCCAAGGGUGUACAAUAUAACAUGAAAAUAAUAAUAAAGGGAGACAGAAAUGUAGGAAAGACAUGUUUAUUCUAUAGACUGCAGGGACAAAAGUUUAUCGAGGAAUAUAUACCUACAGAAGAAAUACAAGUGGCUAGUAUACAAUGGAAUUAUAAAGCUACUGAUGAUGUGGUCAAGGUUGAGGUAUGGGAUGUCGUAGAUCGUGGUAGACGUCGUAGACGGUUUGAGGGCCUGAAGAUGGACAAUGUCCCAUCUGCAGAAACUAAUGUUAUUGAGGAGCCUGCGUUAGAUGCAGAGUUUCUGGAUGUUUAUAAGGGUACUAAUGGUGUCAUCAUUGUUAUGGAUAUCACUAAAAGCUGGACAUUUGACUAUGUUCAAAGAGAACUGCCGAAAAUACCUAGCCACAUACCUGUUAUCGUUCUUGGUAAUCAUUGUGACAUGUCACAUCAUAGAACUGUCACUGCAGACCAUGUAACAUAUUUUAUAGAUUCAUUGCACGAAAGAACUGCACAGGUGAGAUAUGCGGAGUCGUCCAUGCGAAACGGUUUCGGUCUCAAGUUGCUGCACAAAUUUUUUAAUCUACCAUUCCUGCAGCUGCAGCGUGAGACACUGUUGAAACAACUCGAUACCAACGAGGAGGAAACGCGGUUAACUAUCCAAGAGCUUGAUCUCUUUCAGGAUAGUGAUGACGCAGAUUAUAACAAAUUUCUGGAUAAUCUUGUGAACCGACGGAGGGCUCUUGCAGAUUCGGUAUCUGCUAGUAAUCUAGUUUCGAACAUUGUUUCGUCAUCUAUGAGCAGUCAUCAUCUUACACCAUUAACAGCAACUAGCACAAAUAUAGCCGGAGAAGUUAGAAGGUCGGCUUCAAUGCCAGGUCCGAUCGGUGGUGGGAAUCCUAUACCUGUGAAAAGUUUAGAGCUCAAGUUGAACUUACCGAGAAAAGAAAGCUCUACAACGGGUGCGUUGGAUAAUUCAUCUAGUUCUGCGAAGUCUGCGCAUAUCACAAUAUCGUCUUCCGCUGCACAAAAUAUUGCUUCGAAAAUGGGGACAGCUAAAUCAACCGAGUCUGUGAAUGACAAUAGCGAAAGAAGAGACUCGAUUAAUCGCCCGCAAUCGCUUAUGUCAAAGAUUUUUGGUCACAAAAAAGAGGACGAGACAGACAGAUUGUCGCAUAUCAAGAAUCUCAGCUUGAGUGCGCCAUUAACCAGCGUCGAGGACUUUGUACCGGAUGACGGAUUGUUGGACAGGUCGUUUUUAGAAGAUAACAGUCAAAUUUCGCCACAAAAAAUACAGCAAGUGCAACAAGAGGAAGCAGACUCAGAGAGUGACAUGGAAACUGCGAAUCCUUUAGUAGCUGGUUAUGAGGAUGAUUUAUCGUCCAUUGAAGAGGUAGCAUCACCUGUCCAACCAAAACUAGCGGAAAAUCCACUAUUUAAACAAAAACAUAAAUUGGAAACACUAUCAGGUCCAGAAAAAAGUAUCGAGAAACCACGACCAAGCAGCAAACGUGAUUCAGUCUCUUCCAUAGAGCAAGAAUUGCAUAUUUCUAAUAAUUAUGAAUCAAACGAGCAACCGGAAACAAAUUCCGAUGCUUUUGAUAGUUGGUUACGACGUGAUUCUAAAUGGCGACAGAGUCCUGAGGGAGGAGAAGACGUGAGUAGUACCAGCACGAGAAAAGACAGAUUGGAACUCAGCGACAAAAGUCUGGAUGUCAGUGUGACAAGUUCUAACGUUCAUCUGGAAUUACUUGAUGAUACUAGCAUGCGUCGCGUAAGCUCGAACGGUAGCAGUCCAGUGAUGAAGGAAAGGAAAAAACACAGAGAUAAAGGGGAUGAGAAAGAAAAAAGAAAAAAGAAAAAAUCAAAGGAUAAGGAGAAAGACAAGGAAAAAUCAGAGAAGACGGAAAAGAAGAAGAAACGCUCGAUACAUCGUUUGAGGGACGAAAACAAGGUACGAGAUGAACUUGAAGAAUUUUUGAACGGUUCUGUCACGAGAAUCGGUGUCGAUGUCGCCUACGAAGCGAUAUAGCAUUCCAGAAGAAUCAUCAAACUCGCCAAUAUAUUUUAACAUGUUGACUGUGUCGGGUUAUGUAAGUUAGUGUAUGAGUUUUGCAUUGCUCCGUAUCAGUAUCAGGUUGGGUGAAUUGGCAUUCGACCUUUGCUUGUCAGCCAUGACUAUAGGAUGAUCAAUUAAUUAAAAUAAACUGAAAAUUAGGCAAGUCAGAGCUAACGCCGGUGAAAAAGCGCAAAUAAUAAUACUAUUAACAAUAAUAAUAACGCCGAUGGAUAGGCAUAAUUAUAAAGUAUUUAUUAAAAUUAUUAUAAACGUUUCGGUUUCAUAUUUGGACUUUUCUCAGUGUAAGUAACUACAAUAAUAUAAAUAAAUAAGAAAACUGUCGCAAGUAAAAAGGUUGCAAAGAAAAAAAAACAAUGGAAAUCACUAGAUUUAGAUGCAAAGACUCAAACAUAUAAGUAUGAAAAUUGCCUAUAAAUAACAUUUGUAAUAAUUUCAAUAAAUACUUUGUAAUUGUGUCUGUCUAUCAGCGUUAUUAUUAUUGUUAAUAGUAUUGUUAUUAUUUGCGCUUUUUCACUGGCGUUAGCUCUGACUUGCCUAAUUUUCAGUUUAUUUUGAUUUGUUAUCUUCGAGAGCUGUAUUUGUAUUUAAUAAUCAAUCAAUUUUACUCAACAGGCAACAUAUUAAAAAUCAUGCAUCUUCCGAAACUUACAAAACACUUCCCUUGAUGUUAAUAUAUAUUACGUUCUUUGUGGAAGGAAGUUCUCAUUGGUGAAAGAGAAUUUUACGAGGACAUAAACAUAAAGAUGUGUUGCAGAUCACGCUUAGUAUGUACAAAAAAAGAAAAUAUUCAUUCACUGUAGACGCGUAAACGUGUGACCUGUUAAAUCCCCUCUUGAAAACGCAUUAAUGGGUCCUGUUUCAGUCUGCCAUAAUAAAGCUUAACAAGAUUUUACAGGAGAUAAUAAGUUUUAACAAUCAAAAUAUACUCUUAUUGCAUUCCUGAUCUAUUGAAUUUUUGACGAUUUUUAAUGUAAAACUUGCGGAAAAGUUUACUAUAUGAAUU
Messenger RNA from Harpegnathos saltator (Jerdon's jumping ant), 3364 nucleotides. Its product is annotated as rab-like protein 6. The record is from RefSeq and is a predicted model, not a curated record. Gene Ontology annotation, molecular function: GTPase activity; GTP binding. Lineage: Eukaryota; Metazoa; Arthropoda; Insecta; Hymenoptera; Formicidae. Gene Ontology annotation, cellular component: cytosol; nucleus. The transcript has 6 exons. Bases 181 to 2313 code for a protein of 710 amino acids.